UCCACAGCGGCACAGCUCCAUCUGCCGUGCUCACGUGCCGGCUUACCCUUACCUGGCAGGUAGCACCUUGGUUAUCAUCCCCUUCCUUCCUCAACUUCGAAUCCUCCGCCCUUCUCCAAAACCCGCACUCCCCAGCCUCGUCGUCUCCGCCUUCGUGGACUCCUCUUAUACGCCUUGCCCCUACGUCCUGUACACUAGCCCUAGCUCCAGCCACACCUCCACGCGUGCCACAAUGUUCUCCACGGCCAUGUCGUUCUCCACUACGGCGGCGGUCGUCGGCGGCACCGCCAGGUCCGACGCGAUCCGGCCGGCUGACCUCCGAUUCUGCGGCCUGCGGAGAGAAGCCUUCGGCCUUCGAUUGCUACGCUCCUCGCCGCAGGCGGCCGCCGCCAAGCGGAUGGUCUUGGCGGCGGAGGCGACGGGGAACGGUGCGGCCGGAAGCGGCGGGUUCGAUUACGACCUCGUGAUCAUCGGAGCCGGUGUCGGUGGCCAUGGUGCUGCUCUCCACGCUGUCGAGAAGGGCCUGAAAACUGCCAUAAUCGAGGGGGAUGUUGUGGGUGGGACUUGUGUGAACAGAGGUUGUGUUCCAUCAAAGGCACUCCUUGCUGUCAGUGGUCGGAUGCGGGAACUUCAAGAUGAACACCACAUGAAGUCUUUGGGCUUGCAGGUUUCAUCAUCUGGAUAUGACAGACAGUCUGUUGCUGAUCAUGCAAAUAAUCUUGCUUCUAAAAUUCGAAGCAACUUGACUAAUUCAAUGAAAUCAUUGGGUGUGGAUAUACUGACUGGUUUCGGCACAGUUGUGGGGAAGCAAAAAGUAAGAUACGGAAAAGUUGGUUUUCCAGACAAUGAAAUCACUGCCAGAAAUAUCAUAAUUGCCACUGGAUCUGUUCCUUUUGUUCCAAAGGGCAUUGAGAUAGAUGGUAAAACUGUCUUUACUAGUGAUCAUGCACUAAAACUUGAGUCGGUCCCUGACUGGAUAGCUAUUGUUGGAAGUGGUUACAUUGGACUAGAAUUCAGUGAUGUAUACACAGCUCUGGGAAGUGAGGUUACGUUUGUUGAAGCUCUUGAUCAAUUAAUGCCUGGUUUUGAUCCUGAGAUUGCAAAGCUGGCUCAGAGGAUCCUUAUCAAUCCUCGUAAAAUUGACUAUCACACUGGUGUAUUUGCAAGUAAGAUUACCCCGGCAAAGGAUGGUAAGCCUGUGUUGAUCGAGUUGAUUGAUGCUAAGACAAAGGAACACAAAGAAACACUUGAGGUGGAUGCAGCCCUUAUAGCUACCGGGAGGGCUCCGUUCACCAAAGGACUUGGCUUGGAAAAUAUCAAUGUUGUCACGCAACGUGGUUUUAUUCCUGUUGAUGAGCGGAUGCAAGUUACGGAUGCAGAUGGCAAUGUGGUUCCUAAUUUGUAUUGUAUUGGAGAUGCCAAUGGUAAACUCAUGCUUGCUCAUGCGGCCAGCGCGCAAGGAAUCUCUGUUGUUGAGCAAAUAUCUGGGAAGGACAACGUCCUAAAUCAUCUAAGCAUCCCAGCUGCCUGUUUCACUCAUCCUGAGAUCAGUAUGGUUGGGCUGACAGAGCCACAAGCAAGAGAACAAGCUGAUCAGGAAGGAUUUGAAAUAAGUGUUGUCAAGACCAGCUUUAAGGCGAACACAAAAGCUCUGGCGGAGAAUGAAGGAGAUGGAAUUGCUAAGAUGAUUUACCGACCUGACACAGGAGAAAUUCUGGGAGUUCACAUAUUGGGCUUGCAUGCUGCUGACCUCAUCCAUGAGGCAUCAAAUGCCAUUGCCCUAGGAACUCGUGUACAGGAUAUCAAGCUUGUUGUUCAUGCGCACCCAACUUUGUCUGAGGUUCUGGAUGAACUCUUCAAAGCUGCCAAGGUUAAUACGGCCGUUUCACAUUCUGUAAUCGAGCCAGUUGCAGCUUAGAGAGGAGAGGAAGCCAUAGUCCCUCUUAUGGCAUUUGCUACUUCACGAAUACGUAAGAGGAGAGUUUGUAAUGAGUUCCAUUGUUUAGUGGCAAAGCUAUCUAAUUGUCGAGUAGAGGAGAAGAUUUGCUGCUGCUUGUAUGUAUCAAAUACUUGCAAAUUUUGUACGUAGCAUGUUUAGCCAACUUAGAGGUCAUCCUAUCACAUGUUGUCAUCGGUUUGUUCAUCUGACAGGAAAGUGCAUUAUCUUUUCGUGCCUUGGAGCAGCAACGAAACACAAGACAUGGUAUAAAUUCAGGACGUCUCUAAUAUGGUGUUAA
Messenger RNA from Brachypodium distachyon (stiff brome), 2237 nucleotides. RefSeq names its product dihydrolipoyl dehydrogenase 1, chloroplastic. Gene Ontology annotation, cellular component: mitochondrion; oxoglutarate dehydrogenase complex. The coding region runs from base 233 to 1918 and encodes 561 amino acids. The record is from RefSeq and is a predicted model, not a curated record. The transcript has 15 exons. Gene Ontology annotation, molecular function: flavin adenine dinucleotide binding; dihydrolipoyl dehydrogenase (NADH) activity. Lineage: Eukaryota; Viridiplantae; Streptophyta; Magnoliopsida; Poales; Poaceae.